CUUCCGUCUGCACAGAGGCGACGAAGAAGGCCGACGAUGGACCGCGAUGGGCCGGACGCUCUUCGGCGGGAGGCGGAGGUGGAGCGCGGCCGCUACCUGAGCCGCCGGGCCGUGGCCCAGGAGCAGCUGGCGCAAAUAAAGGAGCACAAGGAUCAAGCAGAUCUGGCUAAGCUGGAAAAGAGACAAGAAGGGGAACGAAUACAGCGAUCAAGCCAAUUGUACCAACUGGAAAUUCAGAGAGAUAAAGAAAAGGAUCAGGAGAAAAAAGUUGAAUUCCAGAGGCAGCAUCAUGAAUAUGUAGCUGAACAGAAAAUAUUUAAAGCUGAAGAGAAACAAAAAGAAGACAAAGAUGAUGAUCAGAUUAAGGCUUAUAUUAAAGGAAAAGAAAUGAUGGCUGAUCUGACAAGAGAAAAAAGUGCAGAGACAAACAGGAUGAUAGAGAAGCAAAAGGACAAAGCUUUUGAAAAAUUAAAUGCACAGAUGAAUGAGAAAUGUAAGAUUGAAGAUGAUCGUCUAGCUAGAGGAGCUGCAGAGGUAGAAGUUGAGUACCAAAUAAAAAAUAAAGAGAAAGAAAUGAAAAAAAAGGCUGCUCUGGAAUCCAUUGAAGAAAACAGAGUCACUGUGAUGAAUUUGAAAGAGGAAAAGAAGAGAGAGGAAAAAGAAGAGGAUAAGAAGGAUCGUAAUCAGUGGAUGACAGAAAAUGACGCCUACUUGGAAAUGGAAAAAGCCAAGAAACAAAGACAGCGUGAUGCAAACAUGGAAGUACAGAAGUUUCAGCUCCAGCAAAUGGCUGAAAAGCAGGCAAGAAAAGAGCAGGAAAAGCAAGCAGACUUGGCCUGUGAUGCUCAGAGAGAGGCUGCUUUUCAUCAGGAUCGAGCAUUUCGGAGAUAAAGACAGUGAGUAACUGAAUCAGUGCCAUUACUGGAUGUAACUUCUAUUCUCUUCAAACAUUCAAGGAAGGAACAAGAUGUGGGCUUCCUAAUUAGGACAACUGCAAGAAUGGUGGAAUGGAUAAUCUGAAGUGUUAAAAACAGUAAAAACUGGAGGGCGGGUGGGUGAAGAUGGUUGAUGCAAUGCUUUCUUGCCUUGUAUAUGAGCCCCCAGCUUGCUCAGGACUGAGAAAACAUUUGGCAUUUUGCCACGACUUUUACAGCCUGGUUUGGCCCUCAAAGCUCUGCCUGAGGGCAGGGCCAAGAACUCUCCUCAGGGCCAGCACAGACUUUUAUUGUCUUGGUCAGUCCUGCUGUGGUCUGGGUGGCUGCAUUCUUUUUGGAUAGAAGAACAUAGCUGGGUGGAGCUGACUGAGUCUGUACCAUGUCAAUUAGCAUGGCCCAUUAUUCUGUAAUGUGAACCAAAGCACAGUAAGUAGAAACAAUGAAGACUUGUUUCAAAACCUCACUUCUGACCUAAAGUAAAAGACCAACAUUGCUGCACUAUCAACUAAAAGUCACACAGUUGUCUCCAAUUAUCUUGGAGUAGUUAAUUUUGAAAAUUACAUAUUACAAAAAGAAACAUGGCAAUUAACUUGUGAAAUUGUCCCUCAGUACUUUUUUUCUUUUAUUCACUAAUGAAAAAUUUAUUUCCCUUCUCUCUGAGCCAGUGCUCAUUUUAUUACAUCAAGCUUCUUUGCAGCAAGCAGAAAGAAUGGAAACUUUUAUAAAAGCCUUUUGGUGGCAGAAGCUGGAGCCUUAAGAAGUAUUGACUACAGCAGGAGUGGUGCUGAAACCUGCAGAGCUCGCUAAUGCUGCAAAUGCAUCCUUAAGUGCAAAUUUGCACAUGCUCACUACUAUGCAAUUGGUGAGUUAAAUGGGUUUUUAGUCUACUUCCACAGCAGCAAGAAACAAGGUGGAUUGCAGCCUCAUUUCCUACUCAGCUUCCAGAAAUGUCCUGUUCUGCAGAUUACGUACAUCUACAUUUGAAGUCUACAGCCUGCUUCCAUCAGGCUUCUACUUUGAACAUCUACUGAACACCCAUCAAACCCAGUAAACUCCAGUACCAGAAAACAACUCUUCAUUUCAGUACACCUAGAAUAAAGUGGGAAUUCUGUGUAUUUUUAAAGCACGUUGGCUAACUAGAGAUUUAGUUACCCAAAUUCAGCAUGAAAAAAAAAAAUCUAGCAGCAAUCACGAUCUCCAUUUAGUCUCUUGACUCUGAGAUGUACAUACUUCCUGUGCUUGUUUUAAAUAACUAAUCUAGUUAGUAAUUUUCUGUAAAACCUCUGUAAAGCAUAGCAUGAUGACACUAGAUCAGAAUGGCCAGAGGUGGUGGACCGUUGCUGGUAAAAGGUGUCCUGUGUAAGGCAGGAGACUGGUCUAGCUGCUUACCAGAGUCCUUUUCAGCUGCCAUUUAAAGAUGGGGAGACUAAAAUAAAGGGAGAUGAACUGCAGCUGAUAAGGGAAAUUGUUGACCUGGAAGAAUCUACUUAUUGAGAGGUACCUCUCAUUUAAUGCCUAGGGCUACUCUUGUGUUAGUUACUAGCUGGAGUCAUCAUUCCCAAAGGUAUUUAGAUGUGUACAUGGUGCUUAGGAACAUGGAUUAGCUAGUGUUGGAUUUCAGUACUGGGUUAACAGCUGAACUUGAUCUUAAAGGUCUCCUCCAAUCUAAAUUAUUCUGUAAAGUUUUAAUUAAUAGCUAGCAAAUCAGAAAAUGCUUUGAGAAAUAAUUUAACUAGUAAAUUUUAAUUAUUGGUUUUGUUCAAAACAGCAUCCUCUCAGAUAUUGUUCUGCUUCAGGACGUUGCAGCAGGUGAGAGUCAUGACAGAUACUAGCCUUAUUUGAAGACCAAGUCCUUAGAAAUGCAAGGCAAUCCUCAGAGGGACUGAAACAGAGACCUUAAAUCCAACUGCAUUUUUUCCACACUUGUGAUCCAAUUCUGGAGAUAGAAUGGCAACUUUAGUUUGAACAUGUGGGCCUCCAGUGUCUAACACGGUACUUCUCCCAUGAGUAUUUCAACUCACACCUGUGUGGCAGUACACAUGCAAGAGUACUGUUCUCAUGGAUCUAAUACAGCUCCUCCCUAGGAAAUGGAAGAGAACAGUUCUCUAAAAUGCCUUAUAUCCUAAGGGAAUUUGAAUUCAAUAACUGCAGCUCUUUAUUGUUAGGAAUGUUCCAGUUUGGAGUUACUAGGUCUGUGCAAAUUCUUUUUGCAUGAAUCUUUGUUACCAGUUAGCUCUGAGGAAGUUUGAAGAAGAUACAUACCUGAAACAAAUGGCCCAUGAACUGAAGAGCUGGAACCAUGGGAGCAUCAAGGAUGAACAUUUUCACAUCUCAAUACAGACUUGCUCUAUACUUCUGAAAAAGAAAAAAAAAGUUUCAAAGCUUCCUUGUAAUCUUCCUUGUUGUGGCAGUGCAUCCCUGUUUCUGACACUAAUCUUCCUUCUGUUCAGGUAGUGUAUUUCUGAGAGACAGAAAAUUCACUACCUCUAAAUAGCAUGCAAAAAUCCCCAUAAUCAGUGAAGGCUAAGAUGGUGGAGCGAGGUGCAGGUGAGAGAUUAAGGAAGACCCUAUGAUAUGUUUUCUUAAUUUCUUUCUGUUUAGAAUAAGUUGUAGUAUAGGCUUUGUUAAGCUUGUAAUGUGUGAAGUCGUUGCUUUCAUACUACUGCACUCCCACCACUUUAAGCUAAAUUGCUUUUUGUUUUGGUAUAUCAUGGCUUUGAUAUCACUAGCUAUUUAAGUGAAUACAUGAAUGAUUCAAAUCUGGCCUCUGAUCUGGUAAACCAAUCUCUAAUAAGCAGUCUUAAAGCAGAGCUGUUUGUAGCUUGCUGACACUAUUUUAUAUAAAGCAGCACAGCACUUUUCUGUGGAUUGCCUCAGCUCCAACACAUUAGCCAGAGAAAUUAACUGUUCUGUUGGGUACUGAAGGGUGGAACAUCGGAACUUCAGGCGCAGUAAAAUUCAACACUGCAUCUCUGUUAACAUAGUAAUUGCACAAACACACCCCCCCCCCCGCCCAAUGAGUAGCAUCUGGUCUGACUCCUUUUCUGUGUAAAAGGAAAAUAAGCAAAGAUUAGAAAGAAAAAGCAGCAUCUACCGAAGUGUAGUAAUGAGCAGAGCAAGGAAAAUGCAACAGCUGGCACAGUGGACAAGGGCAAAGUUUGGAAAGCUUCUAAGUAUUUCUGCAUUAGUUUCAGCUACAAUCUCUCAGUGCAUAUACAAUUAAUAGAAGCUACUAAUUAUACACUUAAACGGUUUCUUUUUUCUUCAGAAAACUACCGAAGCAUCUACAAAGGAGUAAGAAGCUAGCCACUCACUCCUUCCAAGUUUUGUGUGCCUGCAAAACCAAUCAGUGCCCAAGAGCAGAAGCUAACUGUGGACCAAGUUACAAGACAUGCUAUUUGCUACAACCUGCCUAUAACUCAAGCUCAAGAAAUAAGUGCCAUAGCUUGCAACUGUACUGUAACUAAUCUUAUUAUGGAACAAAGCAGUAGAUUCUUUUCAGAAAGUCAAGAGGUAACAACCAAAGGUAAACUAUCAGUUAAUCUGUACUGUACUUGAAUAUUUGCUGGGCCUCCAGGCUUAACUCAAACCUUGUUUUGAAAAAAAGAAAAAUCUUACUGAGCAAAUAAAAUUGGGUACAUCUAUCUGUAAGAAUAAAA
Messenger RNA from Passer domesticus (house sparrow), 4594 nucleotides. Its product is annotated as cilia- and flagella- associated protein 210-like. The coding region runs from base 37 to 891 and encodes 284 amino acids. The transcript has 6 exons. The record is from RefSeq and is a predicted model, not a curated record. NCBI's taxonomy places the organism in Eukaryota, Metazoa, Chordata, Aves, Passeriformes, Passeridae.